AUGAGUUAUCCACCAGAUGCUUCACGUUCAUGUCAUGAAGCUGAUGGACGUAGUGAUCGAAGCGGUGGUAGUGGUGGUGCAACUAGUGGGAGUGGGGGUGGGGGUGUUUAUGGAACAUUAUGCAGUGCAUUUGGAGCUCCAUCAAAUACAAAUGAACGGAUGAUUUCAAAUUGGAAGAAAUGGUCGUUAGGUUUGGAUUAUUUACUUCAGGAUAGUGAAGGUGUAGCCCUUUUUAAAUCUUAUCUUCAAUACGAAGGUUGUGCAAAUCUUCUUGAUUUUUGGUUUGCAUGUCAAGGUUUCCGGAGUAAAGUUGAUCCUUCUGAUCACCGAAAAAUAACUCAGUUGAUUAAAGCAAUUUAUCGUACGUACAUUAGAGGGUCUAGUAAUAGUCUUAAUUCUCAACCUCUCCUUUAUUUGGGGAAGCAACAGUCCACUCCUGUGCUACAAAACCGAAGUGAACCUAUUCGUCUUAGGUCAGAGACUCGGCAUGCUAUCACAGAAAGAAUUUCACGCAAGCAUACUUUAGACCAAACUGUAUUCGAUUCGGCUCAAGCAGAAGUUGAACACUUUCUACGAACAACAGCAUAUCCUGCUUUCCUUAAAUCUGAUAUUUAUGUCGAUUUCCUACAAACAGCUCUGGAAGGUUCUAUUCGUAAGUUUCCUACGUGGGAACAAACGGUCUCUACCUCGUUAUUCCCAUAUACUGGUGACAAACAGUUAAGUACAGCUACUAACCUCCCAGAAUGCCCGUCAAACAUGGCAUUAGGAGGGAAAGUUCUUCCAACUUUAGAUGAAGAUCGUGAGUUGCAGUCCGAAGAACUAUCACUAUUGCACCCUUCAAGACAGGCUUGCAGACCUGCUUGUUGUCAAAUACUUUCAUUAACUGAUACAGCUGCUGUUACACCUGAUCAUGGUCAUUGUCAGCACUGUAAGAAAUGUCAGUUAUAUAAUCCAUGUUUACCACUGGAUUAUUCUCAACCUAUCCUAAGACCACCAUCGUGUUAUCAACAAUCGCCAGUUGUGCCUACUAGUUCGGCAGCACCUCUAACUAUGGAAAAUUUGCAAAUGACUCGAUUUUAUCGUACAGAAUUAUCGCUACAACAAGGUGAACCUGUUGGGCAUGCACAUGUAUCACGUGCUUGCAGUUCAACUCCAUGGCGUUUUCACAAUCGCCCCAACUACGCUUACACUCACUGGGCAGAUGCGAUGUGUCCACCUUCUAUGGAUCCACGUUUAGGAAAUUUGCCCAGUCAACCGCCUAAUCCAUAUCAUAUCUCCUAUGCACCAGUUUCAGCACGUGACUCAGAACAUCAUAGUCUUUCAAGUGAUGCACGAACUGAUGAUACUCAUUCACAUACGGAUAGUAGCCACGACGGUGCUUGUAAUCGUUUGCGUGCUCUUAAUCAUCGUUAUCCAAGCCCAUUCCAAUCAUCACGUUCUCAUAAUAACAAUAAUAAUAGUAAUAAUAGUAAACGUCAAAAUCAACUCUCCCAUCAUCAUCAUCACCAUCAUCAACGUCAUCUAUCUACCGGUCCACAAGGGAAUAGUAGUGGUGUUAGUGAAUUAAUGGUGCAGUGUACUUCUCCUAAAUCAUCAUCAUUUCCAACUUCUUUUCAAAGUCGUUUACAACAAUCUAAUCCAUUUUGUCGAAGUCCGAUUGGGAUUGGUACUUUUUCAACCAAUACAAGUUGUCCAAUAAGUGCAGCUCCUAUUACUACUAGUAAUAAUGGAAAUAAUCAAGGGAUUGGAGAUAAAAUUGCUCAACACUCAACAACAGAUCCAAUUAUUAAUAAUAAUAAAUCACAACAGCAAAAACAUCAACGUCGUCUAGCUAGACGUGGUAUCAGUUCUCGUCCUUUCAGUGAUAAAACAAAACUACAUAAUAAUAAUUAUUGUACCGUUGGUAGUGCUGCCGCCGCCGCCCCUGCUGUGGAAAUCCCAUCGGAUUGA
This is a messenger RNA of Schistosoma mattheei, 1950 nucleotides long. Lineage: Eukaryota; Metazoa; Platyhelminthes; Trematoda; Strigeidida; Schistosomatidae. The record is from the annotation of a GenBank genome assembly.